Bombus impatiens (common eastern bumble bee) is the source of this 564-nucleotide messenger RNA. RefSeq lists its product as uncharacterized. The record is from RefSeq and is a predicted model, not a curated record. NCBI's taxonomy places the organism in Eukaryota, Metazoa, Arthropoda, Insecta, Hymenoptera, Apidae. Bases 36 to 443 code for a protein of 135 amino acids. The transcript is spliced from 2 exons.
UGUUUCCCUAGGUUUCGGUGAUCGACGUUCGACCAAUGUUUGCGGAGGCAUUUCCAUCAGAGGUUCCUAUCCAGACUUCUCUGCGCAAGCGAAAGAGGGAUUCCGAAGAACCCAUGGGCGACUCGAGAAGACCCAUCAAACGCAUGCGACGCUGUGAUGAACCACAAGUACCAGAGUGGUCGGAGGAACUAUUCGACAUUGGUGCCGAGGCCGUGGAUUUCCCGUCGGAAUUGAGCUUUGACAAUUUUGUUACUGUCGAUGAGAGUUUCUUCGAUGCAGAGACCGUCGUAUUGGAGUGGGAACCCCCUCUGGUUGAAGUCGUUGAUACCGAUCGUUGUGUAAAAGUUCGUUUUGCAAAUGAAAUUCCCGGAGAGGUUUUGGAGGCACAUCUUCGUCACCAUGCUUCUGGGAGAAAGGGAAUUUCCCCUGUUGUCCGUUAUUGAUGUACGCGUGAGUUCAGCGAACUUUGUCCUGGAGCUCCUUGCUUCGAUUUUGAUUUGGUGUAGCUGCUUCAAUUUCGCUGUUUGAUAAUCGUGGUUUCCUUAUUAUUAUUAUUUUUUUAGA